AUGGUCCCAAGGCUAACCCGCCUAGGCGGUGACCAUGGUGUCAUUCUGGGACUAGGCUUGUCGUUAUGUUGGCAAGAUUGUUGCGUGAAUGGAAAACGCCCUCUGCAACCACCAACCUUGCCCUGCUCAACACCAAUAUCCCAGUCCCAGUCGACUCAGCCUGUUCCAUCGUGGUGGAGGAACAUCCACUGGGUGGACUCGCAGGCUGAAACUAUGGUCAAAAGGAGCCUCAUGGGCAUGGUUCUUGUCUUCGAUUGCCUGAUUUCCGAAGAAUUGGAUGUGGCUACUCCGAACUCCGUACCGGCUGGUAGGUUCUGUCACGUCCAUGUCUGCACAGAACAGAACGGCUCCGACUAUCUAGAUGAGGUCCGUGGCCUCAAGUGUUGGAGGUGA
This is a messenger RNA of Pochonia chlamydosporia 170, 393 nucleotides long. RefSeq lists its product as hypothetical. The record is from RefSeq and is a predicted model, not a curated record. Bases 1 to 393 code for a protein of 130 amino acids. The transcript has a single exon. NCBI's taxonomy places the organism in Eukaryota, Fungi, Ascomycota, Sordariomycetes, Hypocreales, Clavicipitaceae.